Molecule: messenger RNA, 1389 nt
Organism: Patiria miniata (bat star)
Lineage: Eukaryota; Metazoa; Echinodermata; Asteroidea; Valvatida; Asterinidae
Exons: 2
Coding region: 1-1389 (462 amino acids)
Source: RefSeq, a predicted model, not a curated record
AUGCCCACUCCAUCCAAAGCACCCAAUUUCAGUUACUCAGAUAUUUAUGACUUUGACAUAAAUGGACCUGCAUGCGAUGAUCAUCCCAAUUUAAAUCAUCGAAGUAUAAGUGAAGGGCUUAACUACCUUCAUUCCGGAUGGGUAGGAGCUAUAAAGCAUUGCUACAAAACUGUUAAUAAGGACAUUAUUACACUGGCUGGUCAAAUUCGCUUUUCCCAGAGGAUAAACAACUUUCACAAUGUUGAAGUAACAGUGAAUAAAGCAAACAGGCAAAUAGUUACUGUUAAAUGUAACUGUACUGCUUCUAAGGGGAAAUCCUGGAGCCAUUCAGCUGGCCUUCUCUUCAAAAUUGUGGAAGCUAACAAGUGUGGAUUCACAGCCAGUUCAUGUACGGAUAAAGAGUGCAUCUGGAAUCAUUCAACACAGGAAAAUGUACUUCCAGACAGCAUAAGUAAUAUCCUAGGGAAGAAUGAAUCCACCGUCAAUACAAGUCUUGCAUUUGAUACUGAUGAGCAACUUAUGGACCAUUUAAAUAGUUCAACACUGAAGGAACUAUCUGCAAUACCCGGAACUAUUUUAAAUCCCCUUAAAUCAGCCAAGCUAUUGUCCCAUCCCCACAACAAGCGCACACUACCAGACCAUGAACUGCACAACACCAACAUGGAGUGCCCUGCAUGUCUCAUGACUUAUGAGAAAUAUGUGAACCUUUCAACUACUAAAGCUGCAUUGCUUGCACAGUCUACAGUUAACCAAAAGUGUGGUCUGUGGACAACACAGAGAAAACUUCGAAUAACAAGCAGCACAGCAGCUAGUGUUCCCAAGACAGUUGGCACAGACCCUGCCGAGUGGAUUGCAAAUCAUUUGCAUCCAACAUUCUUAAGAAAUUCCGCAACUCGUUAUGGGCAAGAACAUGAAGCGGUUGCACGUGAGCAGUUUGAGAGGGACACUGGUAAACAUGUGGAAACCACUGGUCUGGUUGUCAAUCCAGAAGAAAGCUGGCUAGGAGCCAGUUUAGAUGGAAUUGUUGAUGAAAAUACCAUCCUUGAAAUUAAGUGCCCCACACAACAGAAACUGUCUAAAUAUGGUUCUGUCCGUGGCUUGAUAAAUAGUGGACAGUAUGAGGUGAGAGUUCAGCAAGAUGGAUGUUUCUAUUUACGAGAGACAACAGCAGCAAGUGGCUAUUACACACAAGUACAGAUUGCAAUGUUUUGUUCACGCAGGAAAAUGUGCAAGUUCAUGGUGUGGUCCCAGACUGAUUAUGUCAUUGUAAAUGUGAUGUAUAAUGAAGAAUGGGUAAAUAACAGAAUUUCACAGCUUAGAGAAUUCUAUUUCAUACAUCUACUGCCAGCCCUUACAGAUAAAAUUGCUAGAGGGGAUCUACAUAUAUAG